Messenger RNA from Spizellomyces punctatus DAOM BR117, 1572 nucleotides. RefSeq lists its product as uncharacterized. The transcript is spliced from 2 exons. Lineage: Eukaryota; Fungi; Chytridiomycota; Chytridiomycetes; Spizellomycetales; Spizellomycetaceae. Bases 384 to 1496 code for a protein of 370 amino acids. Gene Ontology annotation, biological process: regulation of transcription by RNA polymerase II. Gene Ontology annotation, cellular component: transcription regulator complex. The record is from RefSeq and is a predicted model, not a curated record. Gene Ontology annotation, molecular function: DNA-binding transcription factor activity, RNA polymerase II-specific; RNA polymerase II cis-regulatory region sequence-specific DNA binding.
CAAGAAUAUAAAAAGGAGGCCCAGCGCGUCCUCCCCCCAAGCUUCACCUUUCUCCCAUUCUCACCAUCAAAUUACAGUAAACGUUUUUGCCCGUCAUGGCCGCCUCCGCUUAAUCUCUCGAACGUCUCUUCGUUCUCCUCUUCGUGUCGUACAUAACGAACACGCUCUCUCGCGUCUUGCUUUCGUCCCAUAUCCCCUUUCCCUCACCUUCCGGACGCCAAAAUGGCUCCCACUCAGUCUAACCAAAAUGGCCCAUGCCAACUGAAGGAACAACAACCACCACCACUACAACGACAAUAAUCGUUUGCCGUCACUGAAAAUCUGUUUUUUGACUCUUGAAGUCUCUACGUCGUUUGAUAUCGUCACCUUUUUGAACAUCAAUCAUGUCACCUGCCAUGACCGAAGCCACCAUUUUUGAUUUUGACCAGUUGUUGGGUGGUACCCCAAUUGUGCCUGGUCUGUCGACCGCAUCUCCACAGAGCACGGAUUCUCCUGAAUUUGAUGGCCGUGAUCUAUUUGGUGAUCUCCCGAGCUCCUGCUCCCCUACCAAUGACUGGCUGUUAGAUGAUCAGGCCUUGGAUCAGCUGUUGGCCGAGUCUGCAUCUUCUACUCCUCUCGUCGGGUCCCCCGCGUCAACUGGAUUGGAAGAUAUGCCAUUGGCCGACUUAUUCGGCGACGAAAAGCUGUUCAUGGACCUACCUGUGCAGCAGCCAGUCGCUAUAUGCCCAAGUCCGAUUCCAUCUGCACCUGUUAGCCCAGCGUCCACUGUCGAUGUUUCUUCGCCAGAAUUUGCGCUGUCCGGAAUGUUCGAGUCCAACCAAGGUUGGGCUGUUCCGAACAAUGCUGGCAACGACUUGUUUCCCAAGCUUACUCCGACCUGGGAACAAGGCCGUACCGCUGCGGUGAAGCCUCCUGUACCUGCCAAGGGUAUUGAGCCCGUAAAGCCGUUGGCUGCGAAGCCGGUUGUUUCGGCCUCGCCUCAGGCGCCUGCCAUCGCACCUCUCUCGGCCGCGUUGUUGCCGCUCCUCGGAAACAUUGGCCAGGUGGCUGCGACGCUUGCUGUUAACCCAUCAGGUCUUGCGGCAGCGGCAGCUGCUGGUGUCCAAGUGCAGCAAUUGCAGCAACAUUUGCAGGCUCUGGCUGCCAUGCAGUCACGCCAGACACCUACUGUCGUGAAGGCGUCUGUCGAUCUAACGCCUCCAUACACUGUCGGUCGGAAGAGGAAGGAGCGGUCGUCGGACCCUUCGGAGAUUAUUGCUGAAAUGGACAUGAAACGGCAGAAGAAUACAGAAGCAGCCCGUCGUUCUCGUGCGAGGAAACUCGAGCGAAUGGCUGAUCUUGAAAGUCAGGUGAAAGUUCUUGAGCAAGAACGUGACGAUUUAAAGGCGAAGGUUGUUGACCUUGAGAGUACAAAGGACAGAUACGCCGCUCGCGAAGUUGAAUAUCUGGCUCAGAUUAUUCAGUUGCAGCAGCGUUUGAAGGUGUAUGAGGCAUAGUGUGGAGUGGGGAACAUUGUGUAUCAGUUUUUGUUUUAUCGUGACGUGUGGUGGAAAUACAUUCAGUUUUCAAGUA